This is a messenger RNA of Anopheles coluzzii, 6603 nucleotides long. RefSeq names its product apoptosis-resistant E3 ubiquitin protein ligase 1. NCBI's taxonomy places the organism in Eukaryota, Metazoa, Arthropoda, Insecta, Diptera, Culicidae. Gene Ontology annotation, biological process: protein polyubiquitination; proteasome-mediated ubiquitin-dependent protein catabolic process; negative regulation of apoptotic process. The transcript is spliced from 10 exons. Bases 1726 to 4512 code for a protein of 928 amino acids. The record is from RefSeq and is a predicted model, not a curated record. Gene Ontology annotation, molecular function: ubiquitin-protein transferase activity.
AUGCAUGCGUGCGUGUGUAUGUGCUCUCGUUGUUUUGUUGCCAUUGCGGGUCCUAUCCUCGGGCCAGAGUACAGAAGCUGCCACACGCUCUCGCGGGCGCUUGUCCAUUCAUUCGGUGUCAGUCGUUCGUGCGAUACGGGCGAACCCACUACCUAUCCCGGAAGCAGCAUCGCGCAGCAUACACACAGAUACAACACACACACACACAGUCCACUCCAGUACAGAGUGUGUCCAUUCCGGUCCAACCUUUUUUUUGUUCCUCCCGCCCUCUCCCGCCCUCUCCCUCAUAAAUAGAAACGUUCUUUUUUUGCGGUUUGUUAAAUCCCAUUGUAACCCCGUCCCAAACCCUUAAGCAGCCUCCUCCCCUGCAGCUUUGUUUGUGUGCAGUAGAGCAUCCCUUAUCCCGGUGUGGUGAAAUUAGAUCCUUUGGGCCGCCACUGCGGCAGAAAGUGCACACACAGUGUUUCGUCCACAAUUUUCCCAUUCCCUUUGUCACACCACAACAACACCACACGACAUACAAAAAGUGUUUUAAAAAACGGCAAACAAAACGCCCUGUAUCAAACGCGUGCGUGCGUGCGUGUGUGUACGGUGACUGCAGAGGUACUACCGCACACACACGCUCUCCCUCUCUUGUUUUGUUGGUUAUUGUGUGUGUGGCUGCAAAACAGUGUGUACGGUUCAAAAGUGUCAAGAUCAAAAGGAUGACAGGACUCGCUGCUUCCUCCGUCGUUCGUCCUGCUCCCGUGGCAACCACGGCGCCGCCGCAGCCUGCUACCGUGCCGUUCUAAUCCCAUCCCGGAGCUGCCGUCUCACAGUGUGUCUUUUGUGCCUUUAGCGGGGCGUGGAGGGUGGUUCGGAUGCUGCCAGUGCAAGUCCUUAGUCCCGAUAGUUCCCACGGUUCGUCGGAGAAAGCGUGAGCCAGUGAGAGGCACGUAGACCAACACAACCCGCAAAACAAACCAGACCCGCGGCAAGACCCGUCAAUUCUAAGCCAAACACCAAACACACGCCAACUAGCACGUGACCACGGCGGCCGCGUCGGCGGAAAACAAGAGUGUUCAAAGUGACAGCAGCUUCCGGAAGAACCUGCACAAAACAACAACCAAAAACACUCCCUUAACUGGGCCACAAAGUAACGCUUUGGAAUUGAACUAUCAGUGAGACCACCACAGUGAGAGGCGAAACGCCAACACAAUUCCCCCUUCCCCCACAUUUCACAGUGUGAUAAGAGUGAUCAAACAUUGGCCUUGUGGUCGGUUGGGUGGAAGCGUCGCUGUUGCCGAGCCGCCGCCGCCGCCACCACAGAAGUUCACCCACGUCGCGCGGAAGCAGACGUUGGACAAUGUCAAGGUGCCUAGCGGCGUACAGCGUCAGCAGCGCCAUCACCGUCAGACCAUCUGCCGGCCGCCCCCGGUCGGGCGUCGUGCCACAAUCGAAAGCUUUAAUAAACAGUGCAUUGCCGCAGCAGAAGGAGCAGCAAUAGGAGAGCGACGUGGAGAGAGUUAAACCAUUUGCGCACCGAGUUUGUUAUGCGCUAGCGUAAGCCGGGAAUAGGUCCACGUUUUACACACUACUGGGCACUACUUGUUGUGCAGUUUUUAAAGAAGUGAAUCAAAAACCCACACACACAAAACAAAGCGCGUUUUCAUUCGCGUGUGAUAAAAGGAAAAAACAAGUGCGGAGCGUGUACGCGUGACACGCACAAAGCGCAAAACACCCCGAAUGUUCAACAUGUGGGCCCCGGAGUCGGAAAUCAACUCGAUUGCCUUUACCAACAUCCGCCAUUCGGUGUCAGCUUCGUCUGGUAUCUCUACACUCUCGAGCUGUGGAGAUCCAGAGCGCCUACCGGAGCUACCGCCGGGUGAUGAACAGCGUCUUCAGCGAGCUGCCUUGACUCUACAACAGAAACUAAUACUUCGCGAGUGGCUUAAGGAGCACCGGCUGCAGCAUCAUUAUUCCAGAUUGGUUGCCAUCGAGGUUACGGCACUGGAAGAUGUGUACUGGCUGGAAGAUUCCCGCGCCAGCCAAAUCCUCGGCAAGGAUUGGCCGAUCUGGUCGAGCGCGCGCCAAAAACUGCCAACCUCCAAAGCCAACCUGGAAGCCUUAAAAGCCGACCUGUGGUCCACGGUGGUCAAGUCCAGCCAGCACCAGGAUGCCUGGACCUGGGGCGGCAUGCUCGUCGUCUCGGUGUCCGUCGCCGGGCUGGUCACGCUGGCCGCCAUGACGCAACCGUCCCUCGCACCGGAAGCACGCCAUUCGCUCCUGCAGUACGUCACCGGCAAGUAUUUGCUUCCCGCGAACUGCAAGGUGCACUGGGACUGGACCGAACCGGCCCGGGUCGGCGGCACGAUGUGCUUUACCGUCCGGUUCCAUCAGCGCAACGGCCAGGCCUAUCCCAUCUGUGAUACGGAUCAGUUUUUCGUGGAGGUGACCGAAGGUACGCGCAAGAUCGUCACGAUCAGCGAGCUCGGCUCGCCGACCGAUCCGAACAACGCGAAUAUUGCGCGGGUCAAGUUUACCGUGCGCACCGCCGGCCAGUACAAAAUCUCGGUCUUGAUCGGGUCUAGUCAUAUCGCGGGCAGUCCGUUUACGAAAACGUUCGCCCCUGGACCGAUGGAUGCGCGUCGGUCGCGUCUGAUCAGACCCGCCAGUACGGUUGUGUGCUGUGCCGGUGCACCAACCUUCCUGCAUAUUGAGCCGCGGGACGAGCACGGCAACACGUGCCAGUUUGAGGCGGACUGUGACCCGAUCAAGGGCUACAGCAUCGACAUCUUCGAUCUCUACGGUAACCAUAGUGAUAAGUUUGGCAGUGCGGUAACGUUCUCGUACGAUAAGGUGAAUGCGCGCAUCAGCCUGACCGCUCUGUUCCCGGAGCCGGUGUGCCUGCGGGCGGUGGUCGCGUACGAGACGCAACCGAUCCCGAACGGGGACUUUGACAUUAUUGUGCUGAGCAGCAGUGAUACGACGCUGGUGCAUAAGAAUAUUGCCUCCCGCAAGCACAACAUCUGUUACGAGGCGAAGCUGUUCAGCAUUUAUGGGCAGCAGCGAUGGACCAAACCGCGCAAGGUGUUGUGCUAUGUGGGGCCGAAGCAGGUCACCAUCAAGGAGAUGAUCCUGAAAAUCAUUCCCAAGCGUAUAGCGACGUUCCGGCUCUGUCCUUCCACUAAAUUCCACUUUCUUCCACCAUCAACCAUUCAAAUGAACAACGGGCACGGUGCCAUCUUCAUCAUUGACGAUGGCUGUCAGCCGAAGAUUGAGCUGGCGUCCAAGGAGCGCAACGUCAUCGCGGCCACCUUCACCCACUUCCUGCUGAAGAACAUUGGAGGAUCGGAAACGUUCAAAGACAAGCAAGACUUCUUCUACCACGAAGUGCGACUUGUGCGCAAGUUCCAUUCCAACUACUACCACGAGAAGCUAUCGCUGAAGGUGCAGCGCGACAAGAUCCUGGAGUCGAGCAUGAAGGCGACGAAGAACUUUUCCGUGUCCGAUUGGUGCGGCAACUUUGAGGUUACAUUCCAGGGCGAGCAAGGCAUUGAUUGGGGCGGGCUGAGACGCGAAUGGUUCGAGCUGGUCUGCAGUGCCCUAUUUGACCCCCGUGGCGGUCUGUUCUGUACAUUCCACGACAAGCGGCAGGCCCUGGUACAUCCGAACCCGAACCGGCCGCCCCAUCUGAAGCUGAAGCACUUCGAAUUUGCAGGCAAGGUCGUCGGCAAGUGUCUGUAUGAGUCGGCACUCGGUGGCACCUACCGGCAGCUCGUAAGAGCACGCUUUUCUCGCUCCUUUUUGGCACAGCUGAUUGGGCUGCGAGUACACUACAAGUACUUCGAGCAGGACGAUCCCGAUCUGUACCUGUCGAAGAUCAAGUACAUCUUGGAGACGGAUCUGGAUACGAGUGAAAAUCUGGAGCUGUACUUCGUGGAGGAGAUGUACGACCAGAGUGGUCAGCUGCAGAAGACGGUCGAGCUGAUUCCGAACGGAGCUAAGGUGCGGGUUACAAACGCAACCAAGAACCAAUAUUUGGACGCGUUGGCCCAGCAGCGUCUUUGUAAUAACGUCCGAGAAGAGAUCGACAGCUUCCUGAAGGGAUUGAACGGUAUCAUUCCAGAUAAUUUGUUGAGCAUUUUCGACGAGAAUGAGUUGGAGUUGCUACUCUGUGGUACCGGCGAGUACUCGAUCGCUGACUUCCGGGCGAAUCACAUCAUCAACGGAGGUUCGGCCGAGUUCCGCCGCGUUCUUGGUUGGUUUUGGGCGGCCGUCGGUAACUUUUCGCAAACCGAAAUGGCGCGUCUACUUCAGUUCACCACUGGCUGCUCCCAGCUACCUCCUGGAGGCUUUCAGGAACUGAAUCCUAGGUUUCAAAUUACUGCAGCUCCUACCUUUGGUAAUCUUCCAACGGCUCACACUUGUUUCAACCAACUUUGCCUGCCCGACUACGAAAGCUACGAGCAGUUUGAGAAGGCACUCAUGUUUGCCAUCAGCGAGGGCACCGAAGGUUUUGGCAUGGUCUAACUGGUGGACGCGUGGUUUGCAAAAGAGUUGCAGUACACCGGAAACUGGCACCGCUAUAAUCCGCUUUCUCUUAGGUGCCAAAUACUCCCCGAUGCAGUUGUGUUGUGUUUUGCGCCCCUGUUUCUCUAUCUAUCACUCUCUUCUACUAAUAAUACUACUACAUUCCUUCACCGUAUUGUACCCGUUUAGUGAACAGAGCUUCAGAUCAUCUCGCUUCGACAACAAUCCCAUACGGUUCUGUGCCAAAUUCGUACUCCUAGUUGCAUUUACGCGAUGGUCAGAUAGUGCGUUGCGUCCCUCGUUGCCUUUUGGGGAAAUUGGAAUGGGGGAAGUUUUGGAAAAAGAUACCAGAGACACACCUGGUUAGGGCAUCAAGCUCCCUCCGUUCAGUAGCGUUCGUUUUUUGUAACGAUUCUAGUGCAUACAGAUAACCACAUCCACACGCAUCAACCGGUGUGCGCUUCCAGUAGGGGCCUCGUUGCAAAAAAAAAAGUGUACUGUACAAUACGUAUCCGUUCGAUGCUUAUGCUGUACGCUUAGUCGUUGCGUUGAGUGCAAUAGUGUAGCCGAAGCGUGUAGCACAUAGUUUGGGAAGAGUCGUCGGCCACUUCAUUCCAUACCUAGCGUCUGCGUCACAAGUAUUGUUCUAGCGAUCAUUCAACCCCAAAUAAUCCCAAAAAUAUAGCCUCCAAAACCACAACCUUCACACUCUGUUCGUCGGCUGGUCGAUCUGCAACUGGAAUGCAAGUAAAACAUGCUGAGAUUCUGUGAUACUUAAGAAAAGCAAAUCGCAACUCCAAUGGAACCUUACUCCGGGUACCGAACCAAAACUAUUACAAACAAAACUCCCGUAAAAUUCUAAUAUUUAGAAAAUGUAAAUCCUCUGCACUUGCGAGGAUCGAAAACGAGUGCAGAUUCAAAACACACAUACAAAGUUAUCCAAAGACAGAAGACGAAAGCAUCCACAGAAAAGGCGAAAAGUUAAUUUGCCCAUUUUAGAAUAUCAAUUCCAGUUAAUUCCACAGUGAGAGCAGAGAUAUCAAAAUGCAGACUAAAUACCUAAAGCUAAUCAUACAAAUUGUCAAACACAUUUGUUUACCAACCUGUCGAAGAAGGACUCCGCGUUGGAGUCUUGCCCAGGUCGGGAUGAGGUCGGUAGAGCGGAAGAACAUUAGACCACAUACAAAGCUUUUAAUUCGAGUUCAAAAUUUAGCUGUUAAAUAUAUAACCUAUGUAAACCAAAUGGAAACCAAUAACCUAUAUAAAGUAAAGGCACACAGCAUAAACAAAUUGGAAGAAAGACACACAAAAUCACAAGUAGGGCCUAUAAUAGAGUAACAAAGUCGAGCCAAUGUAGGACCGAUCGAUGGGAACAUUUUCGAACGAUCUUUUGUGUUACCAUAUUGGGGGGAAAACAUGUCAGGAGCAGCAACAAACAAAAACUUUACAAAUUCAUCGUGUAAAAGAGCGGAAAAUAGGAAUGCUCUUAUUUAAAGCAACAAGCAACAACCCUUCUAUCCAUUGCGAUGAUGGUCAAAACGUGAUCGGAAGUGAGAUUUUCAAAUUACGGAUCGAUAACGGUCGAUUGUUUGUAAUAAUAAUAACAAUAAAAAAACAACUCCAACACCAGUGCAGCAUGCAGCCAAGCAGCUCGCGCAUCCAAAACCCCAACAUUUUGCCACCGGUGCGCUUAGCCAUUUGCGGGCGUUUGUGGGAGGAGGACGAAAGAAGCAGACGGGAGGGUGUGGAUGUAGGGCGAAGUUUUGUCCGGGCGAUUGAGAUGGGCGUGUUUUGCAUGACUUUUGUUCUGGGUUUUUUCGAGCGACGACCGUCUCGGGUUUUGUCAUCACUAGUAAGCAAUAAAGUAGAGAUAUUUGUGCGCUAGAUGUGUAGAAAGUGUUGCGAGGAUGGGAAAGGGAAGAAGCAACAGCAAAUAAACCAUAUUAGAUGAAAGCAGUCUCUUAGGUGUCACUCGCAGGAACAGAAGAAAACCAAUUGUCAUCAGCAAUGGAGAAAACAACAACAAAACACUGUUUCGCAUAAUGAAGUGCAAUAAAUAUUAGUGCAUAAUCGAACGGAUUAGGAACCAAG